Molecule: messenger RNA, 1495 nt
Organism: Mercenaria mercenaria
Lineage: Eukaryota; Metazoa; Mollusca; Bivalvia; Venerida; Veneridae
Product: coiled-coil domain-containing protein 153-like
Exons: 7
Coding region: 79-1029 (316 amino acids)
Source: RefSeq, a predicted model, not a curated record
AUGAGGAUGUACUAAAUAGUUGCUGCGGCUCAAUUUGUUACUCUUGACAACAAGGACGCCAUCAACAGGUGCGAUAAGAUGCCUCCAAAAAAGAAAGGAAAGGGAAAGAAAGGAAAAAAGGGCAAAAAGGGGAAGAAAGGAGGGAAGGGAGGAGAGGACGGUGGUGCAGAUGGGGAGAUGGGAGCUUCAGAACCAUCUCAGAAGGAAACACUUCUCCAACAAGAAUUGGAAAAAGUGACAAAAGAGCUUGAAAACGCGAAAUCAAAUGUUGAAGAUUUACGAAAAGAAAAUGAAUGGCUGCAGCAAGAAGCCCAGAAAGUUCGAGUGGAGAGUCAUGAAUACAUGAGCUAUAUGGAAAAGAAGACAACAAAACGACAGACCACGAUUAUAACUCUGAGUGACCAUAACAAACAGGAGAUCAGAAACAUCCAGCUACAGAGAGAAAUCAUGGAUGAAGAAUACAACGAUAAAGAAAAAAAAUUGAAAGAUUUGCUAUUGGAGAAACAAAAUUUAUUAACAAAGACAACACAAGAACUAAGCGAACUUGGAUCAUAUAAGAAUUUACAAACUGAGCAAUUAAACAAGAUACAAGACCUUGAGAAAGAGGUGAUGAAAUUACGCUCCAAACAUUCAGAAACAAUUCAGCAACUGAAGGCACAGUUCCUGCAUGACAAGAGAGAAUAUCAACACGAUUCCGAGAGUAAAAUAUCUACAUUACAGAAAAAAGCUAAUAAGGAAGCAAUAACGUGCCUUACAGACCACACAAAUAAAAUAAAGCUAGAAAACAGACAGUUAAGAAAAGAGCUUUUAGAGCUUAUUAGAAAAACUCGAGCUCUUCAGGAACAUAAACUUGAGCUUGAGGAUCAGAGAAGACAGUUGAUUCGAGAGCAACAGUAUUCUGGAGAUUUGAAGAAACUGCGGACAACAAGACAACAUAAAGUGUUUAAAUCUUUUGGACUCCUGGGAGAACGCGAGGAGGAACAAGAUGCUAUAGAGGAUGGUAGAUCAACUGCAAGUUCUCAAAAUUAAACUUCCAUUUCAUUUUUUCUGAAGCAUGUUUUUAUAAGAACCUACAUGAAAUAAUGUUUCCAAUGUAGGAUUUCAUUGCACCAUAAAUCAUAUUUCUAAAUGUUGUGCUCAAGUUUUUCAAUUAAUUUUUUUUCUUUUGCAUAAUUUUGAAAACAUCUGAAAUUGCUGCCUUUGAUACAGAAAAAUGCUCAAAGUUUUUACUCAUAUUUUUUGAAUCCAAAGUUUGUCUUAUAUCCUUAUGAUAAUCAGGGAUAACCAACACUGGUAUUUCCUCCCUUCCAUAGGUCAGAACAAUUGUGUAUUCUAAAUUUACCCUUUAAUGAUGGCAGUUUUGUUUAUACAAUUGUUGAAUAUAUUAAAACGGAGUUUAACAUGAAAGCUGCAUUUACAUUAUCAUCAAUUCAUUAUGACAUUUGGUAUUGUUUGUAUGAUUGCAAUGUUUGGUAAUAAAAGAUAUUGUUAUUUA